UUCCGAAAGCGGCGGAGCCGAGUGCGCGCUGCGGCCUAGACCCAGACCAGAGGAAAGCUGAGGCCCCCCGGGGCGCGUAGUUAGGAGCUGAGUAGGGGAGCUGGGCUGUGUGCAGAAGGCCUGGGCUCGGGAGUAGGGAAGUGUGGCGCUAGCGACAGGUCCGGGGUCCGUCGGGGGUGGGCGCACACCGGGCCAGCGGACAGAAGUCUGAGUGGACUGCGGCCGAGUGAGCAGCGCUGCAGGCCGAGUAUUGAACACCCUGAGUAAUGGCUAUGCAGAUGCAGCUUGAAGCAAAUGCAGAUACUUCAGUGGAAGAAGAAAGCUUUGGCCCACAACCUAUUUCACGGUUAGAGCAGUGUGGCAUAAAUGCCAAUGAUGUGAAGAAACUGGAAGAAGCUGGAUUCCAUACUGUUGAGGCUGUUGCCUAUGCACCAAAGAAGGAGCUAAUAAAUAUUAAGGGAAUUAGCGAAGCCAAAGCUUAUAAAAUUCUGACUGAGGCAGCGAAAUUGGUUCCGAUGGGUUUUACCACUGCAACUGAAUUCCACCAAAGGCGGUCGGAGAUCAUACAGAUUACUACUGGCUCAAAAGAGCUUGACAAAUUACUUCAAGGUGGAAUUGAGACUGGAUCCAUCACAGAGAUGUUUGGAGAAUUCCGAACUGGGAAGACCCAGAUCUGUCACACCCUGGCUGUUACAUGCCAGCUUCCAAUUGACCGGGGUGGAGGUGAAGGAAAGGCCAUGUACAUUGACACUGAAGGUACCUUUAGGCCAGAACGGCUGCUGGCAGUGGCUGAGAGAUAUGGCCUCUCUGGCAGUGAUGUACUGGAUAAUGUAGCGUAUGCACGAGGGUUCAACACAGACCACCAGACCCAGCUCCUUUAUCAAGCAUCAGCCAUGAUGGUAGAGUCCAGGUAUGCACUGCUAAUUGUAGACAGUGCCACCGCCCUCUACAGAACAGACUAUUCUGGUCGAGGUGAGCUCUCAGCCAGGCAGAUGCACUUGGCCAGGUUUCUGCGGAUGCUUUUGCGACUUGCUGAUGAGUUUGGUGUAGCAGUGGUAAUCACUAACCAGGUGGUAGCCCAAGUGGAUGGCGCAGCCAUGUUUGCUGCAGAUCCCAAAAAACCUAUCGGAGGAAACAUCAUUGCCCAUGCCUCAACAACCAGACUAUACCUGAGGAAAGGAAGAGGAGAAACCAGAAUUUGCAAAAUCUAUGACUCUCCCUGUCUUCCUGAAGCCGAAGCUAUGUUUGCCAUCAAUGCAGAUGGAGUGGGAGAUGCCAAAGACUGAAUCAUUGUUUUUUUUUUCCCCAUGAUAAACCUUAAGUACUACAGCCUAAUGGAGAAGACUGCUCCCUGGGGUCUUCACAGGCCUCUUCCUGUUGUGACUGCCAGGAAAGGCUUCUGGGAAAACAUCAAUUGUAUUAACUUCUCUGAUGGUGUAAACAGGAGACAGGUCAGUAGUCACAAACUGAUCUGAAAUGUUUAUUCCUUCUGGAGAGUAUUAAUCUCUAUGUGAUUUCUUUAGUUCUUGGGGGUGGGGCUACAGAAUACCUUUAAUAACAGUGCCUUGGGGUUGACUCAGGACUAACAGCUGUCUACUGGGCAAUGUUAUGUUUUUUAAGAGAACUAAAGCUGGGGAGACCCAGCUCAACUUCAUCUGAAAAUGGUGAAAUGAAAUGCCCAAGCUACGUGGCAAAGGGAAUGGGUCUACUCACAGGUUCUUUCUCUGUUGGUAAAGCAUGUAUUUAAGUUUCCCUGCUGGGCUGCCAGACCUUCGCCUCUACUUGCUUGGGCUUUUAUUGCUAAGACCAACUCAAGGUAAUUCUAGGAUCUUAAGAAUUUCAGAGGCUCUUUAAGUAAGCUAAUUCAUUGUUAGGCUGCUAAUAAAGUAGCUGUUUGUAGUCAA
Choloepus didactylus (southern two-toed sloth) is the source of this 1904-nucleotide messenger RNA. RefSeq names its product RAD51 recombinase (gene RAD51). Gene Ontology annotation, biological process: DNA strand invasion; DNA recombinase assembly; chromosome organization involved in meiotic cell cycle. Gene Ontology annotation, molecular function: ATP binding; ATP-dependent DNA damage sensor activity; ATP hydrolysis activity. The coding region runs from base 267 to 1286 and encodes 339 amino acids. Lineage: Eukaryota; Metazoa; Chordata; Mammalia; Pilosa; Megalonychidae. The transcript is spliced from 10 exons. The record is from RefSeq and is a predicted model, not a curated record. Gene Ontology annotation, cellular component: condensed nuclear chromosome.